CUGUGGAGAUGUCUGUGAGCUCAGGGAAUGGAAAACUGCGUCAGUGGCUGAUCGAGCAGGUGGAUACGGGGAAAUAUCCUGGAUUAGUUUGGGUGGACAGAGACCGGACAACAUUCCGCAUCCCAUGGAAACACGCUGGGAAACAGGAUUAUAACAGAGACGAGGACGCUGCGCUUUUCAAGGCCUGGGCUCUGUUUAAAGGGAAGUAUCGUGAAGGCGUUGAUAAACCCGACCCACCUACCUGGAAAACUCGUCUCCGGUGCGCUCUGAACAAAAGCUCUGACUUUGAGGAGGUUGUGGGUGAGAGUCAGCUGGACAUAUCAGAACCUUUCAAAGUGUAUUGCGUUAUUCCUGAGGGGACUAAAAGAGUUUCAGGAGCAAAGUGUCAUGAGAAAGUGUGUCCAGCGUCAGGUCAUCACAGUUACCCAUCACACCCCUCGUCUGAACCUGUGCACGCUCAGCUGUCUAACUUCCUGUCGGUUGCCGAUAGAAACUGGAGGGACUUCCUGUCAGAGCAGAAUCCACUGUCAGAGAUGCACUCUUCAUUCGCUCCUAGCGCUCACUGGGAUGCUGGAUAUCAAAUCAGCGGAUCUUUCUACAGCAGCGCUUCAUUUGAUUCUCCAUCUCCUCUCUUCAGUCCGGACACCGGCGUCAGAUCACUGGAGACCAUGACACUGUCAGAGCCUCGUCUGCAGGUGACGGUGUUCAGCGGUGAUGUUGUGUUCGUUGAUGUGACGGUCACCAGCGUGGAGGGCUGUCUGCUGCUUCCUCAUGAUGACAGCUGGACCCACGGCAGCGCGGGCGGACCGGAAGCCGUUCCUCUUCCACGCGCUGAGAGAGGAGAGCUGGAGGGAGGAGUUCUGCUCUGGAUGUCACCCGACGGCCUGUACGCCCGACGCUUCUGUCAGAGCACAAUCUACUGCCACACAACGCACAACAACAUCACCAGUAAACUCUGCCAACUAGAGAGAGAUCAAACCAGUAAACUACUGGACACGCAACUCUUCCUGACAGAGCUUCAGACGUGUUUCUUGCAAGCUUGUCCACCUCCACGGUUCCACGUGCAGCUGUUUUUUGAGUCCUGCGGCCCCUCAGCAGACAGAAGACCCCUGACAGUACAGGUGGAGCCGCUGCUGGGACGUCAGUUACUGCUGCUCACCCAGCAGGGGGCGUUCAGUUACAUCAGAAACACCCAUGACCUUUCACCUCUGACCCCUGAUCAGAUUCUCCCCAUCAACCAAGAUUAUCCUGUGACCCACAGCGCUUUCACACAGGAGUCAUUCAAGACACGGCACGAGGAUUCAUGAAGAGAUCAAGAUGAAGUUGAUUCUGAUAAAGUAUUAAAGAAAAAAGAUCAUCGCGGCAUUAAUGUCAUGAAGUCUUUCUUCAGUGGAACACAACAGUAGAUAUUUUGAGAAAUGUCUCCGUGGUUUUGUGUUCAGAUAAUGGAAGUCAACGGAGUUCAGUGUUGUUUGAUGAUCGACAUUCUUCAAAAUAUCUUCUGUUGUGUUCUGAAGAAAGACAGUCACACAGAAGUUUCUUAAGAGACGCAAAAGCAGAAAUGUAACAAUUGUUCUUUAUUUGUAUUGAACAUUUCAUUGUUUUUGAGUCUAUGUUUCAUGGAUUAUUCAUUUUGUUUUAUUAUAUUUUACUUUUUCGCCACACAUUUUUGU
Triplophysa rosa is the source of this 1673-nucleotide messenger RNA. It is a transcript of the gene irf4l, whose product is annotated as interferon regulatory factor 4 like. The transcript has 8 exons. Gene Ontology annotation, biological process: regulation of transcription by RNA polymerase II; immune system process. The record is from RefSeq and is a predicted model, not a curated record. Gene Ontology annotation, molecular function: RNA polymerase II cis-regulatory region sequence-specific DNA binding; DNA-binding transcription factor activity, RNA polymerase II-specific; protein binding. NCBI's taxonomy places the organism in Eukaryota, Metazoa, Chordata, Actinopteri, Cypriniformes, Nemacheilidae. Gene Ontology annotation, cellular component: nucleus. The coding region runs from base 9 to 1307 and encodes 432 amino acids.